This is a messenger RNA of Conger conger (European conger), 2480 nucleotides long. RefSeq names its product inositol hexakisphosphate kinase 1 (gene ip6k1). Gene Ontology annotation, biological process: inositol phosphate biosynthetic process; phosphatidylinositol phosphate biosynthetic process. Gene Ontology annotation, molecular function: inositol hexakisphosphate kinase activity. Gene Ontology annotation, cellular component: cytoplasm; nucleus. The transcript has 6 exons. The record is from RefSeq and is a predicted model, not a curated record. NCBI's taxonomy places the organism in Eukaryota, Metazoa, Chordata, Actinopteri, Anguilliformes, Congridae. The coding region runs from base 1080 to 2393 and encodes 437 amino acids.
CGGGAACAAGGACCCGGGGCAGAUGGGACAGCUGGACACUCGUGUCGCUGACUAACAGAAGCUAUUGAGCACGGAGAGAAAACAUCAAAAACAAGAAAUAGCCCCCCACCUUCACGCGUGUCACAAUCGCAAACAGGGCUCGUCCAGGGCAGCGGUUGUGAAGGGUGACGUUCACUUAGCUAGCUAGGUACUUCCUAACCAUAGCUAACCAGCUUUAUUCCACGGCGAACUAGCAUUCGGUAAUAUUAGCUAACUAUUUAGAUAGCUAAUGUUAGUGUUCAGCUAACUGGCUAACGGUACUUUUUAAGCUUGAUUAUUAGCUAACCAGCUCCUAGCUGGUUAGACGGAUUUGAUGGUUCACCUUGAUUACAGUGCAAAAUACAGCAGGCUUGCUAACUACAUUGCAAAGGUGUAGCCAAGCGCGGUUGACACUUAUAAUUUCAUUGCAUUUUUCUUGCUAACAUUAGAUACAUUCCAGACAGAUCUGGACCCCAUUCCGCGAGCUAACGUUAGCUUGCGAGUGCGAGUAUGGUGGCUACGUUCAUAGCGUGCUAGGCGAUUUGACUUGCAGCAGUGGACUGUCUGACUUGCAGAUUAGUUAGCUUGCUAACACGUGCAUGCUUGUUGUAAUUGUGGUUGGGUUCCAAUUAUGUUAUCGUCAACUAGCUAGCCAUAUGCUAUGCUUUUAAACUUCAUUGAGUGUAGAGGUAAGUUAAGCGUGGUUCGGCACAAACAACAGCAAUAUUGUGCUUGCUGUUUGGAUAGCAGUACAGUAGUUUAGCUAGCACCAGCUAGUUGUAUGGUUUGUUUGGAGUCUUCAGCGUUUUUUUGCAACCCAAGGAAUUAAGCUAGUCCUUCUGUUCGACCACCUUCGGGUUCAACUGUCCGACUGAAGACCCAAGGCCAAGAUUGAUAAACCGGAGGCGGGGUCUCUGAGUGGCGCGGGCGGCCAGCGCGUGGGAUUGAUUGGCUGGUGGGCGUGGCCGGCGGGCUGGCUCCCCCCCCCCCUGGCGGCAGUGUGCGCUCCCCGCCGCCCCCCCCCUGCGCCCCCCGCUCGCCCGGCCUGCGCCCCCGAGCUCAUGCGCCCAGCGCCACGCGGGUCCUCCAACGCCAUGUGCCUCCCGCCCGCCUCGGAGCCGGGCGGCCCCGGGCCCCGGGGGCGGGGCAGCGACGGCGGGGGGGGCGUCCCGCUGGAGCCCUUCGUGCACCAGGUGGGCGGGCACACCAGCAUGAUGCGCUACGACGACCACACCGUCUGCAAGCCCCUCAUCGCCCGCGAGCAGCGCUUCUACGAGUCGCUGCCGCCCGAGAUGAAGGAGUUCACCCCCGAGUACAAAGGCGUGGUGCUGGUGUGUUUCGAGGGGGACCUGGACGGCUACAUUAACCUGGUGGCGUACCCGUACGUGGAGAGCGAGGGCCUGGAGCACGACGAGCCGCCCGAGAGGGACCAGCCGCGCCGCAAACACUCCCGCCGCAGCCUGCACCGCUCCGGCAGCCAGCACCGCGAGGAGCGCCCCCACCACAGCGACAGCAGCGAGAACCUGCAGGAGCUGAAGAGCCCGCGGCUGGAGCUGCAGAUCCACUCGGACGUGCCGUUCCAGAUGCUGGACGGGAACAGCGGCCUGACCACGGAGAAGAUCAGCCACAACCCCUGGAGCCUGCGCUGCCACAAGCAGCAGCUGAGCCGCAUGCGGUCUGAGUCCAAGGACCGCAAACUCUACAAGUUCCUGCUCCUGGAGAACGUGGUGCACCACUUCAGCUACCCCUGCAUCCUGGACCUGAAGAUGGGCACGCGGCAGCACGGGGACGACGCCUCCGAGGAGAAGGCCGCCCGGCAGAUGAAGAAGUGCGAGCAGAGCACGUCCGCCUCGCUGGGGGUGCGCGUGUGCGGCAUGCAGGUGUACCAGAUGGACACGGGCCACUACCUGUGCCGGAACAAGUACUACGGGCGCGGGCUGUCGACGGAGGGCUUCCGGCAGGCGCUGCAGCAGUACCUGCACAACGGCGCCCAGCUGCGGCGGGACCUGCUCCAGCCCAUGCUGGGCAAGCUGCGCAGCCUGCAGGCGGUGCUGGAGCGCCAGGCCUCCUACCGCUUCUACUCCAGCUCCCUGCUCGUCAUCUACGAGGGCAAGGAGCCCGGCCCCGAGGCCCCGCCGGGCCCCGAGGGGCCCCCGGCGCAGCCCGGGGCCCCCGCGCCGCAGGAGCCCCCCCCGGCCCCGGCCCCGGCCCCGGCCCCGCCCGGCGUGGACGUGCGCAUGAUCGACUUCGCCCACAGCACCUUCAAGGGCUUCCGCGACGACCAGACUGUGCACGACGGACCCGACCGGGGCUACGUCUUCGGCCUGGAGAGUCUGAUCAGGAUCCUGGAGCGCAUCCGGGACGAGAGCCAGUAGCCUAAAAAAACAACAACAAAACACACACACAGAAAAGGGAAAUAAAUAAAAAACCCUUCACCUUCACCCCCCUCACCACCCCCCACC